Messenger RNA from Tripterygium wilfordii, 2650 nucleotides. Its product is annotated as probable galacturonosyltransferase 6. Bases 294 to 2111 code for a protein of 605 amino acids. The transcript has 10 exons. Lineage: Eukaryota; Viridiplantae; Streptophyta; Magnoliopsida; Celastrales; Celastraceae. The record is from RefSeq and is a predicted model, not a curated record. Gene Ontology annotation, molecular function: polygalacturonate 4-alpha-galacturonosyltransferase activity.
AAAAAAAAGAGAAAGAAAGAGAGAAGAAAUCCUUAACGUAUUCGGAUGAUGCUCUCUCUAAAUCUGUCUCUCUUUCUAAAAUUGCCGUUGUCUAUCUAGAACUAGUGCAGAGGGCGAAAGGAGAACCUCUGAAACCCUAGCUUGUGAUUGCUUGCGUUUUAAGUAUCGGAUCUAUCUCAAUUUGAUUCCAUGCCUUGUGCUUUCUGGAAAACGACUGAGACGAGUGAGUGAGCGAGUGGAAGAACCCUAAGGAGUAAGGAUUGAUUGAUUUAGUUAAACUGUGUACGUUAUUGAUGAAACAAGUUCUUCGGUGGCAGAGGACUCUGAUCCUCUCUAUGCUGUCUUUCACCGUGCUUGCUCCUCUCUUCUACGUAUCGAAUAGGCUCAAAAGCGUCAAUUCCAUAGGCCGGGACGCGCUUGUUGAGGAUUUGUCUACUAUUCAGAAAUAUUGGACCGAUGCUGUAAAACUUAAAGCGAUUGAGAAGGAGUGGAGUGAACGCUUGAAAGAGCCAAAACCAGUUGUUUAUGAAGACAAAGACUUAGGUUCUUCUGUCAGUGACAAUUCCCUUGAGGGGAAUAGUGAUUCUACAAAAUCUAGAAAUGUCAGGGGCACAGCUAACAUUUUGGAUAUAAAUGUCUCAGGAGCUAAUCAUGAAAGAGAACAAUAUAAUCUGAAAAUUCAGACCAUAGCAGUGCCAACCAAUCAUCAUGAAAAGUUGCAGGAGCAAUCCAAUCAAACAACAGUUCUCCAAAAACACGACACGCAGUCUCAGUUACUGGGAGCGGCGGAUGUGAAAGUAAAACAGAUUAGGGACCAGCUUAUUAGAGCCAAGGCUUACUUACAUUUUGCACCACCUGGCAGUAAUUCCAAUUUUGUUAAAGAGUUAAGAGUGAGACUUAAAGAACUGGAUCGAGCUGUUGGUGAAGCUGCCAAAGAUUCAGAUUUGUCUAGAAGUGCGCUGCAGAAAAUGAGGUCCAUGGAGGUUUCCUUAUCCAAAGCCAGUCAUGUAUUCCCAGACUGUUCUGCCAUGGUCACCAAGCUCCGCACUAUGGCUUACAUUGCUGAAGAACAGGUUCAGACCCAUAGGAAUCAAGCUGCAUAUCUCCUUCAGCUUGCAGCAAGGACUACUCCAAAAGGUCUUCAUUGCCUUUCUAUGCGACUGACAGCUGAAUACUUGUCCCUGCAGCCCGAAGAGAGGCAGCUGUCUAACCAACAAAAAUUCUAUGAUCCGAAUUUUUAUCACUAUGCUGUCUUCUCUGAUAAUAUUCUGGCUUGUGCAGUUGUUGUGACCUCCACUGUAUCAUCUGCUAUGGAACCAGAGACAAUUGUUUUCCAUGUGGUGACUGAUGCUCUCAACUAUCCGGCAUUCUCAAUGUGGUUCUUGUUGAAUCCCCUUGGCAAUGCUACGGUUCAGAUUCAGAACAUAGAGAAUUUUGAAGGGUUGUUGACCAAGCAUGAUUCCAUGCCUAAGAGGCAUAACUCCAAAGAUCCAAGAUAUACUUCUGCUCUGAACCACCUGCGCUUCUAUCUGCCUGAUGUCUUCCCUCUACUGAAUAAGAUUGUGCUAUUUGACCAUGAUGUGGUAGUGCAAAGGGAUCUUUCUGGACUUUGGGGCAUUAAUAUGAUGGGAAAAGUAAAUGGAGCUGUGGAGACUUGCCGGAAAAGUGAAGCUUCUUUUCGAGGAAUGGAUAUCCUUAUUAAUUUUUCAGAUCCAUUGGUGGCUAAGAGGUUUGAUGUCAAGGCAUGUACAUGGGCAUUUGGGAUGAAUAUGUUUGAUCUGCAUGAAUGGAGGAAACACAAUCUAACUGCAAUCUACCAUAGAUAUUUACAACUGGGAUAUAAGAGGCCGUUGUGGAAAGCUGGGAGCUUGCCAUUAGGCUGGGUCACAUUCUAUAAGCAAACAAUUGCUUUGGACAAGAGAUGGCAUGUUCUGGGCUUAGGUUAUGAAUCUGGUGUCGGACAGGGUGACAUCGAGAAGGCAGCAGUUAUACAUUACGAUGGAGUCAUGAAACCGUGGUUGGAUAUUGGCAUUAAGAAAUACAAGAGUUACUGGAGCAAACAUGUCAAUUACAAUCACCCUUACUUACGACAGUGCAAUAUCCAUGACUAAUCGAAAAAUAUGGUGCAAAAUCAUUCAUACAUGACUCUCAGUUCAAGUCUGUACAUAACUUCUCUGGACUCUUACAUCUUGGGACAGUCUCCGGUUACAAUUCUCUACUAAUUUCUAUAGGGAGGCGGUUCAGCUGCUUUCUGUGGACUGUUGCCCUGUUGAACUACUUGAGCGAGACAUUUUGUUUGAGUUGAGGCGAUGCCUUUCUGGUCGUUAGGCGAGGCAUUUUAAAGGCAAUUUAUCGACAUAUAGUAUUUUUUGACGAUGUUGUUUGUUUUCCCAAAUAAGGAUGUCAAUGUAUGUACGCCCAAGUACAGUAUUAUGUGGUUUAUUUCCGAAAAUAAUCUCGUCUUUCUCACUUGAAUUCUUGAGCACCCAAGUGAGAAUAGAUUGUACUUGGGUACUCAGCGUUUCACCUCCAAUAGGUUAAUUUUUCACCUCCAAGAGGUAAAUGAUUCAAGUGGGGAGGUGAGAUUAUCGUGAGAUUAUUUUCUGAAAUAAAAUACAAAUACAGGAUAUAUUUUGUGCAAAUUUCUUAC